CCAGUACUACUGGCCUGAGAUGGGAAUGCAGCAGCAGCAGAAUCUCGGACGGAGACGCGGGAUGAGUGUGUGAGGCAACAUUACAGACGCCGCGAUGCCGUUUUCUCCGCUUUGGAUAUAGCAUUUCAAAAUAAAAUCAAGUCAUGGAUGUUAUCGCCUUUCGUGCUCAGCUGCUUUUUUCUGCCCAUUUCUCCUGAGCUGCUGGUACAAAGGAGCUCGCUGCGGAGCAGCACCUGGGAUUUACACACUUACGAUACGGCAGGAGUGAAAGGAAUAACCGCCGCGUGAAGAAUUCAAGAAAAAACAACAGAACAAGACGAGGAUGCUUGAGUAAACCGAGCAAGAUUGAAGGAUUUCUCCCGAAGAAAACGGACCACUCGUGUCCUCCAGAUAGCUGUCAUUGUUCGGAAGAUUUAAAAAAAAUUGCUCUGAAACUAUUUUUCUUGAAAUAAUGCACGAGGAGGAAGAAGUGGAAAGUGGCUAUUUGUCCCCCUCCCCGUGUCGCGCAGUCUCCGUGGCUCUUGGUCCGAGUCGGAUGUUCUGCUGCGGCUGCGCAGCCCGCGACAAGUGUCUGCAGUCGGCCCGCGCGCUCCUCACGAGCCUCCUGUAAACCGUCGAUUGACUCGACGUGUUCGCUGUUUCGUGACGUAGUGGGGUCAAAGUGAACACUUGGCGUUACCUUUAACUCCUUUCUUCCUUGUCUUUAUUUUCAGUGGACACCGAAAAUUAACUAUGGUGGAGCCUGUGGGGUUCAUUGAGGCAUGGAAGGCCCAGUUCCCAGAGUCCGAGCCCCCAAAGAUGGAGCUGAGGUCAGUAGGGGGCAUUGAGCAGGAGUUGGAAAAGUGCAAAGCGUCCAUCAGACGCCUGGAGCAGGAAGUGAAUAAGGAGCGCUUCCGCAUGAUCUACCUGCAGACCCUUUUGGCCAAAGAGAGGAAAAGCUAUGACAAACAGCGGUGGGGCUUCAGGAAGACACCUCUGAAUGAGGGGUUGGACCCUGAAGCCACACAGGGGGCAGAAUCCCAGCAACCUCAUGUCCAAGAGACGGGUGGUGUUGGAGGGUAUGCUAGUGUUGGGGAUAGGAGUCGUUUUCAGCCUCUCGGAGAUGGAAGGUCCAAGCCCAGACCACCACCAGCCAGGAAGUCGGCCUCUCAUGGUGACGGCCUGGAAGCAGCCUUUGACAUUCCACCACAGGCUGAAUCCAGCUCCUGUGAACACCUUGACGGCCUCUCGCCGUCCAAGCAGAGAUGCGGCGUUACGAUGUCACCACGCAGGCCCACCUUACCACCCCCAGACAAAGAACUGCCCUCUGACCCCAAGGACAAGCUAGGAAUGGGACUUGGUGUGGCAGCUCUUCGAUCCAACUUUGAGAGGAUCAAACGGGCCAACUCUCACUCUGCUGGGGAUGUAACCAAGGGGCAGGAGAAGCACCUGCCACCACCACCUCCUCCCCCACCAUUUUACACCAACAUGGAAUUCCAUCACGAGAGGGGUUUGGUUCGUGUUAAUGACCGGGAGUUGUCUGAGAAGAUCAGCUCCCUGGGUAGUCAGGCUAUGCAGAUAGAGCGGAAGAGAUCCCUACAUUCGCUUCCUGGUAAUUUGGCCACAGUGGCAGGCGAUCUCAGACCCAAACCGGUGUACAGAGGACGAUCCACUGAGAGCACAUGUGGGUACGACGCAGAAUAUGAAGAUGGUGAACCCAAUCAGCGACAUUCAGGGAGGGCCAACGGUGGUAAACCUCCACCUCCUUGGCAGCCUUCAGAAUUUCAGGCCUACUCUAGUGUCUACGUUGGAGGGGUAAUGAUGGGUGAAGGUGGUAGUGGAGAUGGAAGAGGGAGUGGUGCGGUCACAAUGAGAGACCACGGGGGAGGGGACGACCACCUCCUGACCUGGCCGCGCCGUUCAUACUCUCCAGGCAGCUUUGAGGAUGCAGGAGGAGGUGGCGGCUACACGCCGGACUGCAGCUCCAACGAGAACCUGACAUCCAGUGAGGAGGACUUCUCGUCCGGCCAGUCCAGUCACAUCUCACCCAGCCCCACCACGGCCUUCCGGCGGCCCUUGAGGGAGAAGAGCCGCUCCCCGUCUCAGAAUUCCCAAAACUCGCAACACUCCUUUGACAGCAGCAGCCCGCCGACGCCACAGUCACAAAAACGUCACCACCGGCAGCAUGGAGGACAUGUCGUCAUGUCUGAGGCCACCAUUGUAAGCGUUCGCAAGACUGGUCAAAUAUGGCCACCUGCUGCCCAUCAUGACCUCAUGUCUCAUGGGAGAACAUCCCACGACAACAGUUUCCAUGGAGACCACCUCGAUGGUCAUUACACCAGCACCCCUCCACCAUACGGCUACGAUGCAGACCGAGCAGAAGAGCAGCGGAGGCACCACGACAUCCUGCCGUUCAUCGACGACUCGCCUUCCUCCUCUCCCCACCUCAGCUCCAAGAGUCGCAGCAGCAGGGACACGCUCUCCUCCGGGUCUCUGGAGUCCUCCAAGUCGACCGAGUGUGACUUGGAAAAAGGGUUGGAGAUGAGGAAGUGGGUCCUGUCUGGAAUCCUGGCUACAGAAGAAACAUACCUCAGUCACCUGGAGGCUUUGCUGCUGCCUAUGAAGCCUCUGAAGGCCGCUGCUACGACGUCCCAACCUGUUCUCACUGUGGCCCAGAUAGAAACCAUCUUCUUCAAAGUGCCUGAGCUGUACGAGAUCCACAAGGACUUCUACGACGCACUUUUGCCCCGCGUCCAGCAGUGGAGCCACCACCAGCGAGUCGGGGACCUCUUCCAGAAACUGGCUGGCCAGUUAGGAGUUUACCGGGCGUUCCUGGACAACUACGAGCUGGCUGUAGAGACGGCAGAGAAGUGCUGCCAAGCCAAUGCGCAGUUUUCUGAAAUCUCAGAGAAUCUAAAAGUGAGGAGUCCAAAGGACUGUAAAGAGACAGCCAAGACCUCUUUAGAAGCUUUAUUAUACAAACCCGUGGACAGAGUGACUCGCAGCACAUUGGUGUUACAUGACUUGCUCAAACACACCCCGACCAGUCAUCCAGACCACCCCCUCCUGCUGGACGCCUUGAGGAUCUCCCAGAACUUUCUGUCCAGCAUCAACGAGGAGACGACCCCCAGGCGCCAGUCUAUGACCGUCAAGAAGGGAGAGAACCGUCAGCUCCUGAAGGACAGCUUCAUGGUGGAGCUAGUCGAAGGAGCCAGGAAGCUUCGGCACGUCUUCCUCUUUACGGACUUGCUGCUCUGCGCCAAGCUGAAAAAACAGAUCGGAGGUAAAAACCAGCAAUACGACAGCAAGUGGUACAUCCCCCUGACUGAGCUGACCUUCCAGGGUCCCGAGGAGGCAGAUCCUCUUACAAUCCCCCAAGUCCCCGAUGAAGAGUUGGAUGCCAUUAAGGUCAAGAUCUCCCAUCUUCGGAGUGAGAUACAGAAAGAGAAGAGAGCAAACAAGGGUUCGAAAGUCAUCGACCGCCUCCGGAAAAAGCUGUGUGAGCAGGAGUCUCUGCUCCUGCUGAUGUCUCCCAGCAUGCCCCUCAGACUCUACAAUAAGAAUAACGGAAAGAGCUACAGCUUCCUUAUUUCAUCUGACUAUGAGCGUGCAGAGUGGAGGGAGGUCAUCAAAGAGCAGCACAAGAAGUGUUUAAAAGCCACCUCCCUGACUUCCAUGGAGCUGCAGAUGCUGACCAGCUCCUGUCUCAAACUGCAAACUGUACACCACAUUCCACUUAGCACAAACAAAGAUGAGGAUGAAUCCUCCGGUCUCUAUGGAUUCCUGAAUGUUAUCGUCCACUCUGCCUCCGGCCUCAAACAGAGCCUGAAUCUCUACUGCACAUUGGAGGUGGACUCUUUUGGUUUCUUCUCAAACAAAGCCAAGACGAGAGUGUAUCGAUAUACCACCGAACCAAAGUGGAAUGAGGAGUUUGAGAUCGAGCUGGAGGGCUCUCAGACCCUGAGGCUCCUCUGCUAUGAGAAGUGUUACAACAAGACCAAGCAGAACAAAGAGGAUGGAGACGGAACAGACCGCAUCAUGGGGAAAGGACAGAUCCCGCUGGAGCCUCAGAGUCUUCAAGGCAAAGAUUGGCAGAGAACAGUCAUUCCUAUGAAUGGGAUUGAGGUGAAACUUUCCAUGAAGUUCACCAGCAGAGAGUUCAGUCUAAAGCGGACGCCUACAAGGAAGCCCAUGGGCGUGUUUGGUGUAAAGAUCUCUUCCGUGACCAAGCGAGAGCGCUCCAAGGUGCCCUACAUCGUUCGGCAGUGCUUAGAGGAGAUAGAGCGGAGGGGAAUGGAGGAGGUGGGAAUAUACCGCGUCUCAGGAGUGGCCACUGACAUCCAGGCUCUGAAGACCGCCUUCGACACCAAUAACAAAGAUGUAUCAGUGAUGAUGAGUGAGAUGGACGUGAAUGCCAUUGCGGGGACCCUGAAGCUGUACUUCAGAGAGCUGCCCGAGCCCCUCUUCACCGAUGAGCUCUAUCCUAAUUUCACAGGCGGAAUCACCCUCUCGGACAGCGUUGCCAAGGAGAGCUGUAUGUUAAACUUGCUGCUGUCACUGCCAGAACCCAACCUCGUCACGUUCCUCUUCCUCCUGGAUCACUUGAAAAGAGUGGCAGAAAAGGAAAGUGUCAACAAGAUGUCUCUCCACAACUUGGCGACGGUGUUUGGGCCGACGUUGCUGAGGCCCUCAGAGAAGGACAGUAAGAUCCCCACUAACCCCACGCAGCCCAUCAGCAUGGGCGACAGCUGGUCCCAGGAGGUCAUGGCACAGGUCCAGGUGCUGCUGUACUUCCUCCAGCUGGAGACCAUCCCCACCCCAGACAGUAAACGACAGAGCAUCCUCUUCUCCACUGAAGUAUAGAGCUAAAUUGGACUCUCUCCUCAAAACUCUCAGAAGGGGGAUGGACACUGGCUCAAAGUGAGCUUUCUGUAGUGUGUUUUAGAACUGACCAGUUGUAUUCUGCAUCGCUCCUUCAGAUAACUGAGCACAAGAGGGCGCCACUGAGCCUCACGAGGACUUAGUCAUUGCCAUUUGUCUGAAAACUCUAUUUAGUUUUUCUCUCUUUCUGCCAUUUCUACAUUUCCUUACAGUUGUGAAAACACUGAAUGAAGAAGUUAGAAUGAACUUUGAUACGUCUUGCAGAAUAUUACAACGUCCUGCUCAAUUUUGUCUUUGUUUUGGACAAUCACAAGGUCGUGUAAAAACGUCUUUUCCCACCUCAAGAUUCGCUUCUUGCCACGAUAAAAACUUUAAGUGUGUCUUACGUCGCCUCAAAACUUUCUCUCUUUCCCUUGAGAUUUUUUAUUUUACUUCAAAACGUUCAUCUUUUUCCUUAAUUUCUGUGUCCUGAAAAACACAGGAAGCCAGAAACCUCGUGAAGUGUUUACAACGUAAACAAACCCGCUUGGAGUCAAAAGUAUUUUAGAGAAAUAUAAAGAGCCUCUGUGCUCUUUUGUUUUUGCAACCAGAGAAGCAAAUGCCCUUUGUUUGUGUUGUUUUCCUCACCAGGUAGUUUUUAGCUUAAAAACCCAGGAAGCAAUAUCUUUUCUAACAUGCUUGUGUUCAUGUCUUUGACAGACUGUGCAUUGUGUGGUAACAAAGGACGUCUUACCAAACUGAAAUGUGUUUUUGUCUCUUAAAAAAAGAGAUGAUUACAUUUGCAGAAAAAGGUUCCUGUAAAUAAACUUUAAACUCGUGUUUUUUUAAUUGUUUUCAUCAUCGGUUUUUGCUGUUAUAUUAAUUUAUUUCACAGGCAUGGCUCAGAAGUCGGGUUUUCUACGUGAACCUUUCUUCUUGAGGGAAGUCUUAGCUUUGAGUUUAGUUAAUAAGAACAUCAAGUUUGCCCAUUCAUGGCUUUUCUGAAGGUAACACUCUCCUUGUUGUUUUUUGCUGCUGUAGAAAAGGCACAAGCUCUUUAACCGCUGGGUGAUCCUCAGCGUGAUGGUCUCGCGUUCAGAGACCGCCGCCUGUCUGCUGUAGACUUUAUGCAAGGUCCUGAUAUAGCACAUCCAAACAAACUUGGUCUCCUUUUUGUACGAUUUCAUUUCGGGCUCCGGAGGUGCAAUUUCACAACUACUGUAUGAAAAUUCAAGUGGCCUAAGCACCCUGCGUUAACGUCCAAUGAAGAGAAAAUCUGAAGGAAUUUUUCCUUUUUGCCGUCAUUUCAUGAUAUAUUUAAAAAAAAAAAAUUUCCCACACAAGUCGUUUUUUUUCCAAUUUUUACUUCAGUUGUUUCAAACAUGCAGGCAUGUUUUAUGUUGUUGUUUUUUUCUGUUUUGGGUGGCAUCUUGGUCAUAGAUGAGUCAUCGUUGACUUACCGAUCUGCAGGAUUUCCCUUUUCUGGCCAGUAUCACCCAGGCUGUGAUUUAUGUGAUGACAUGAAGACCACUUGCUUUAGAAAAAGAAAAAAAAUGUGGCAUGACAGCAUUGAAUUGAAGAGAUCCAAAAACGACUGUUUACUGUGAGGUCUAAGGGUUAGGUCUGCUCAUCGGUGCUCUAGACCUUUGUUCCUUGAGUCAUUCUUGAAAAGUUUAUUCAGUUGCCAAAGCAGCAUCCACAAUAAUUCUUUAACCCCAGAUCUCACAGCCAACUUACUAUUACUCUAUUUUAAGGCAGAAAAACAAAAAAAGCUUUUAAUUUUGGAUUUAUGAGCAACUGAGGUCAGACAAAACUGCAAAAAUUAUGUUUUUGAAUACACAACGGCCAUCUAAAGAAUGUGAUGACAGAUUUUCCCGUUGGCAAGGAUCCAGUAGUUUUUUUCAAUAAAUCAAACAAAGCUUUUUUUUUCCUAGUCACGUUCUACUCUUUUUUUCUUUUCUUUUUUUAUACUGUUUUGUCUUAUUUUGCUUUUCUACAAUGACUGUGUUGCUUCAUCUGUGUUUAAGUUUUGUUGAUGGAAAGAUGACGUCUCCCAGCCCUUCUUUCAUUCAUCCUACUCUGCUGUCACAAGUCCUGCUCCACCCUAUCGUGCCUCAACACUUAAGUGUUUAGAGUCAGUACAAACUCUCACAGUGUUAACCUUCUUUCCCCUGUUGCCUUUGCUGAAGCGUCCGCGUGUCUCUGACAGGCUAAGACAGGACCUUACUUUGAAGCAUGGUCUUAGCUCCAUCGGUGGAGAAGCUUUUUGAGCAUUUAUUCCACCACCACUGCUAAAAACAGUUUUUUUUUCUAUCCAAGCUAGCAUUUUUGUGGGCACAAAUUAGCAUUUUGUGAAACACAUUAGCAUAUUAUGCACAAAAAUUAGCAUUUUUUUAGGCACAAAUGAGCAUUAUGUGCACACAACUUUGCUUUUUAAGGGCACAAAUUACUAUUUUUUGUGCACAAAUUAUCAUUUUGUGAACACCUAUGAGAAUUUUGUGCCCACAUAAAUUAGCAUUUUGUGGGCACAAAUUUGCAAUUUGUGCGCACAUUAAUAUUUUGUGUGCACAAAUGAGUAUUUUAGGAAGUAGGAACUGAUGAUACUUAUUAGAUGCUAAUUUGUGGCACAUAAAAUGCUAUUAAAAUGCAAAUCUAUGGCCAAAAAAAAUACAGAUUUGUGCACACAAAAAACAAAAUCUUGGCCACAUUAUCAUUUUAGAGAAAUAUUUAUAAUUUUUUUUGUUUUUAUGUCAUGUCAGGGCUCCGUAGCUUCCCUAAUAUACUGCAUGUACUGUGAGAACACCGUCUUUUAGCAGCAAUGGAGGCAUAGGAGGCCUUAUUCUAAACACUAGGCCCACUUCUUUAUUAGCAUUAAAAUAAAAUUUUACUAUUCAACAUUUGAAAUCACACAAGUUAACUAGCAUGGUAAAAAAUGCACUUACUAGUUGACUGGUGGAUCCAUUUGGUUCUACUAAUGAACAUUUUUAAAUGAACUAGUUUACCAGUAAGCUUCAAAAAGCAGAAACUAAAAUAAAAAACACUGUUCAGUAAAUUGGUCAGACUUUUUAAGUCUAAGUGGUGUGCUGUGACAUAUUUUGACAAUUAUCCAUAAAAAGGCUUAGCUUAUUCAUUAAUGGUGGUAAAACAAAAAAGCUUGUUGAUAUCUGUGAUAAUGAAUAAAUGCUCCAAUGGCUUUAAACGAGUGUUUUACCUGACUGUGAUGCUGACUGACUGAAGCUGUGUUGUCGUUAACAGACACAGCUUUGUCUCUUCUAUUGCCUUUUUAAUUAUUCUUUAUUUAUACGUCUCCCAAGUUGAUUUACUUGAUUAAAACAGUUUUGUUUCCAAGUUGAAACAUUUGCUUCACUUUCCCGCUCAUCUUCGGCUGCUUGUGUCAUCGGCAAACUGGACUCUUUGAUUGUUUACCUUAACGGUUUCAGAUGAAACUGCUCCUGUACUUUUUCAUGAGUUUGUAUACUAUGUAUUAUAAUAGACCAAACAGAAUUAGUUUUCUCUUUUAUUUAUUGUGGUGUCACCGGUUUCUGCUCUUUGAGCUUCCAGCUGGUUCACCUUUAGUCUCUUUGGAAAUUUGAAGUGUAAGUCUGUGGUAGAGGAGAGAGGAGCCUUCCGUGGCUCCAAAUUGUUUUGUUGAUUGUCGCUGUAUCUGCAUGUCCACUCAUAACCUCAAACCGAGCCAAAAAGGUUAGACUGUCGGUGGACUCGUACCAAGAUAUGGUGCAUCUUGCUUUUCUAGGACAGUUGUAAAUCUUCUGCAUUUAUUGUACAUGACCCUGGUACUUAUCACCACAUUUCCAUACUAUAGUUAAUUCAUUCAAAUGGCCUUCCGCAGCCAUUUCUUUAACAACGGGCUACCAAGAAAUUGGACUUCUCUAGGGAACACUGUAGGUUGUUUUAUUUGUCAUGCCUACAUGUAAAGGGAAGGAGAAGCCCUGAUGACCAACCACGAAUGCUCUCUUUUUAGUCCUCGAUUUCUGACUCUUCUACUUGUUAAAUAUUCUGUGUCCUGCUUGUAGAACUGUAAAAAGUCAAGUAUUCUGAGGUCAAACAUGGGAAGCAUUUGCAGCCUAUGUUUGUACACAAAAACAAUGUUAAAUAAAAUCUCCUGUAUGAACAUAAA
Molecule: messenger RNA, 8977 nt
Organism: Oryzias latipes (Japanese medaka)
Lineage: Eukaryota; Metazoa; Chordata; Actinopteri; Beloniformes; Adrianichthyidae
Gene: bcr
Product: BCR activator of RhoGEF and GTPase
Biological process (GO): intracellular signal transduction; positive regulation of GTPase activity; protein phosphorylation
Cellular component (GO): membrane
Molecular function (GO): GTPase activator activity; guanyl-nucleotide exchange factor activity; protein serine/threonine kinase activity
Source: RefSeq, a predicted model, not a curated record